Messenger RNA from Silurus meridionalis, 1634 nucleotides. RefSeq names its product CUB domain containing protein 2 (gene cdcp2). Lineage: Eukaryota; Metazoa; Chordata; Actinopteri; Siluriformes; Siluridae. The record is from RefSeq and is a predicted model, not a curated record.
AUGUUUUCCCAAACCAUCAGAAGUCCUACAGCAUGGGUUUGAGGAUUGCUCUUUACUUUCAUCUGCUGUGUGUCUUCAGCAAAGCUGCUUCCAAAAAAGGUGUAAAAUGUGGAGGAAUCCUCGCUCCGUCCUCCAGCGGCAACAUCUCCAGCCCUAAUUUCCCAGGUCUUUACCCGUACAAUGUGGACUGCUCCUGGCUGAUCGUGGUGUCUGAGGGUUCGUCCGUGCUGCUGACGUUCUACCACUUCGAGCUUGAGUACCACCAGGACUGCACCUACGACUACGUCAAGAUCUACAAUGGCGUCUCGGAGGAUGAGGGCAACCUCCUGGGGAAGUUCUGUGGAGACUCCUCACCUCCUCAGUUCAGCUCAUCCUGGAACAUCAUGUCCAUCAUCUUCCACUCCGACCGCCACGUGGCUCAUUCGGGCUUCCUGGUGGGGUACAGGAAAGAUUCGUGUGGCGGAGUGUUGACGGGACUCUCAGGGGUCUUCUUCAGCCCAGGAUACCCGCACGAGUACAGUAACAACGCAGAGUGCUCGUGGACCAUCCAGGUGUCCAACCGUAGCGUCGUCACGCUCGUAUUCCUCGACUUCCAGCUGGAGAACAACGAAGGCUGUAUUGACUACAUCGCACUGUUCGACGGCCCGACACUCCAACACCGGCACAUCGGGAAUUACUGCGGGAACAAGCAACCACCUAACAUCAUCUCCACGUCCAAUCAGCUGCUGAUCGUGUUUAAAUCAGACUUUAAUAUUGGAGGAAGAGGAUUUAAGGCGCAUUAUUACUCAGGUGAGUGCCAGCAGGUGCUGAAAACUAUCAGCGGGAACUUCACCAGCCCCAGUUACCCCAACAUCUAUCCCAACAACAUGAACUGCCACUGGCUCGUGGCUCUGCCCCCAGGCUACAGGAUCAAACUCUUCUUCCCGUUAAUGGCGCUCGAGGAUCAGAACAGUCUGAGCGACUCCUGCGAUUUCGACUCCGUAGCCGUGUAUGAUGGCAGCAGUGAGACGGAAGUCCUGCUGGGACGCUGGUGUGGGGCAGAACAACCUCCGCCUCUGACGUCCAGGACAAACAAACUGCUGGUGGUCCUCAACACCGACCGGAAUGUCGCGUUCAAGGGUUUCACUGCUACCUAUAUGGGAGUGGUGCCGAUGAACGUGAGCUGCACCAGAACCGAGUUUCAGAUUCAGAUUUCCCAGCGGGCUUUGCCCCAGCUGGACCGCGAGAGCGUGUUCCUCGGAACCCCGUCCUGUUCGGCCCAGAUGACUGCGACGAGCUACAAGAUUCUGGCUCGCUUCAUCAGCUGUGGAACUGCUGGUCAGAAACGGCAGAACAUCACCAUGCUGGUGAACACGCUCUACAUCGACUUCUCUGACGGAAAACAGCAGAGCGUGCAGGAAUACGAGGUGCAGUGCGACGCCCAGAGGAAGGUGGCGUCGGUCAGCAUCAUCUCGCCCGAGGACCGGAUCCGGAUGAACGAGCUCGCUCGACUCGCCGAGGAGUCCAAGAGCCUGGAGAGCGUUCAGAGAGCCGAGCCUGAAGCUCAUGAGACCAGUGACAUCGUCUUCAUCAGCGUCUGCGUGCUGGCCGUCAUCCUCAUGCUCAUCGCCAUCGUGUGGCUCGUGCUCCUCUAG